AUGCCUCUAAAACAUCUAUCUGAUGAACAAAUGCGACGUAUUUUGGAAGAUAGUGAUGGCGAAGACGAAUUCUCGCGCCAACUAGAAGAUUUGGACGCACACGAUGAAGACGAUUUAGAAUCAGGUACAUACAAUGUAAACGCCGCUAUUGCACAAUCGGGUAACAUAACCGCUUCUGCUUCUGAUAAUGACGAGCUUGAAUGCCACCCUGCUAGGUCUCUUUCUCAGCCAAAUGAAGUAAAUGCUGGUAGUUCUGGUUUGCCUGCUGAUGCUUUACAAAUGUCUGCUGCUGAUGAUUUGCAUAUGUCUCCUGCUGAUUCCAUUUUUUCUACUACACACAUCCCCCAACUUAGUACUGAAUGGCAGAGUGAGAUAAGGAGUUUGCCACGGCAAGUUUUUACUGGUUAUGAUGAAGGCAAACGCCAGGAACGGUUAUUUUCUGAUCAAUCUGACUUAUGGACGAUUUUCACCCACAUUUUCUAUGAAGACAUAAUUGAAUUUAUGGUAGUCGAAACCAAUAGAUAUGCUUUGCAAACCACAGUGAAUGAUUUGAGGCCCAACAGUCGUCUAAGGAGAUGGAAACCAAUAACAGGAGAUGAAAUGAGAAAGUUUUUAGGUGUUUAUUUACUGACGGGAGUCAUCAAUUUUCCAAUGCUCGAAAACUACUGGAAAAAGGACAAAUUAUACUAUCAUCCACUUCUUCACGAGAUAAAUAUGUCCUACAAUAAAUUCACGCUGAUAUUAAAAUGCUGGCAUUAUGUAGAUAACGAAGCCCCACGUAAUGAAGGCGACCGUUUAUAUAAAAUACAGCCACUCAUCGACAAACUAACAAAAAACUGGCGAAAAAUAUUUACCCCCGGAAAACGUAUAGUAGUCGACGAGUCGAUGGUUGGUUUUAGGGGAAGAAUUAGUUUUCGAACUUACAACCCACAGAAAUCUCAUAAGUACGGCAUAAAAAUUUAUAAAUUAUGUACUGAUAGUGGUUAUACCUGGAGUUACCGCGUUUAUUCUGGUCAAGAGGACCAAAUAACUGGAUUAGAUAAACCGGGGUCAGUUGUUGUUAGUUUGUGCACAGAUUUGCUUAAAGAAGGAAAACUCAUGAUAACGGACAAUUACUACACUAGCAUACCUUUAGCAAGGUACCUAAAAGAACAAGGUACUGAUUUGUGUGGAACAAUACGCAAAAACCGUCGAGAACUGCCCCAAGAAGUGGUUCAGCAACGUUUAGAAAAAGGUCAAAUUUCUGUGCAGCAGAACAACUUUGCGACCAUCCUAAAAUGGCAUGAUAAACGGGAUGUGCUUAUGUUGUCGACGUGUCACAACCACGAAAUGCAAAUGUCAACUGGUUUUCGAAGAGUUUUGAAGCCUACUAUGGUGCUGACCUACAAUGAAGGGAAGAAAGGCAUAGACUUGGCUGAUCAACUAGCAAGUUACAAUUCACCGGCGAGGAAAACCUCUGUUUGGUAUAAGAAAAUUGCUGCGGACCUUGUUUCUAUAAGUGUAGUGAAUGCCAUUCUGAUUUAUAACGAGUUACAUCCACAGUCAAAAUUGAAGGUUCUGGAUGGUCAUCAAAUCAUUAUAAAGAAAUUACUUAAGGUUGAAACUGAGAACUGUUCAAGUUCCAGUUCUGCGAGUUCUUUGCGUCCUACAAGUCACAAGUUAACGAAAAUACCCAAGAAAGCUAAUGGAAAAAUUUGGCAAAAACGUUGUGCCAGUUGCUACAAAAAGCUGAAAGAAUCGGGAUUCACAGCUACUGAUGCAAGGAAGAAGACUUUACAAGUUACAACUGAGUGCAUUUCAUGUAAAAAACCAUUUUGCUUACAAUGUUUUAACGAAUCUCACUAA
Messenger RNA from Vanessa tameamea, 1845 nucleotides. RefSeq names its product piggyBac transposable element-derived protein 4-like. The record is from RefSeq and is a predicted model, not a curated record. The coding region runs from base 1 to 1845 and encodes 614 amino acids. The transcript has 2 exons. Lineage: Eukaryota; Metazoa; Arthropoda; Insecta; Lepidoptera; Nymphalidae.